AUGCUAAUAGCUGCCCCAGAGAAAUCCGACGCCCCCAACGGGGAAACCAACGCCCCCAACGGGGAAACCAACGCCCCCAACGGGGAAACCAACGCCCCCAACGGGGAAACCAACGCCCCCAACGGGGAAACCAACGCCCCCAACGGGGAAACCAACGCCCCCAACGGGGAAACCAACGCCCCCAACGGGGAAACCAACGCCCCCAACGGGGAAACCAACGCCCCCAACGGGGAAACCAACGCCCCCAACGGGGAAACCAACGCCCCCAACGGGGAAACCAACGCCCCCAACGGGGAAACCAACGCCCCCAACGGGGAAACCAACGCCCCCAACGGGGAAACCAACGCCCCCAACGGGGAAACCAACGCCCCCAACGGGGAAACCAACGCCCCCAACGGGGAAACCAACGCCCCCAACGGGGAAACCAACGCCCCCAACGGGGAAACCAACGCCCCCAACGGGGAAACCAACAAAUCCGACGCCCCCAACGGGGAAACCAACGCCCCCAACGGGGAAACCAACGCCCCCAACGGGGAAACCAACGCCCCCAACGGGGAAACCAACGCCCCCAACGGGGAAACCAACGCCCCCAACGGGGAAACCAACGCCCCCAACGGGGAAACCAACGCCCCCAACGGGGAAACCAACGCCCCCAACGGGGAAACCAACGCCCCCAACGGGGAAACCAACGCCCCCAACGGGGAAACCAACGCCCCCAACGGGGAAACCAACGCCCCCAACGGGGAAACCAACGCCCCCAACGGGGAAACCAACGCCCCCAACGGGGAAACCAACGCCCCCAACGGGGAAACCAACGCCCCCAACGGGGAAACCAACGCCCCCAACGGGGAAACCAACGCCCCCAACGGGGAAACCAACGCCCCCAACGGGGAAACCAACGCCCCCAACGGGGAAACCAACGCCCCCAACGGGGAAACCAACGCCCCCAACGGGGAAACCAACGCCCCCAACGGGGAAACCAACGCCCCCAACGGGGAAACCAACGCCCCCAACGGGGAAACCAACGCCCCCAACGGGGAAACCAACGCCCCCAACGGGGAAACCAACGCCCCCAACGGGGAAACCAACGCCCCCAACGGGGAAACCAACGCCCCCAACGGGGAAACCAACGCCCCCAACGGGGAAACCAACGCCCCCAACGGGGAAACCAACGCCCCCAACGGGGAAACCAACGCCCCCAACGGGCUGCUAAACUACUGUUUGGUCUUGAUUUUAGAUAAUGAAUCUGAGGGUGAACCACUGGAGUCUCCAUCUGAGGAAGAAUUUCCAUCGCCAAUAGUUCUGGAUUCUACAUCAGAAGAUGAUCUUACUCCUGAGAAGGUUCUACUGUAUGCUGAUGAGAUAGGAACAGCUGCCACAGAGACUAAGUCAACUCAAGGAAGUGGAUGUCCUGAAGGUCAGUGUGGACAACAAACUGCCCAGGGUUCUGGACUACUUCAGUUUCCUUCAGGUAGAGAUAUUGUAGCACCUGAUGGAACAACCUGGAAAGUUGGAGUAUUAGGUGACUGUUCAGCUGGAAGAUAUUCACAACAGAAAGUUUUCAAAGAUAGGACAGGACCAUAUCCACAUGCAAAACAAAAUGUGAAAACUGAAGCACCUCGUGUACUGAGAUCAGAUGAAUGGACUAUAAAAAUUAAAGAACUGGAAGCCUUUAUAGCUAUAUUGUACGUCCAUGGUGCUAUUGGAGCUAAGAGCUUAGAACUGGACACAAGUG
Schistocerca serialis cubense is the source of this 1735-nucleotide messenger RNA. RefSeq names its product probable WRKY transcription factor protein 1. The annotation marks the transcript as partial. NCBI's taxonomy places the organism in Eukaryota, Metazoa, Arthropoda, Insecta, Orthoptera, Acrididae. The transcript is spliced from 6 exons. The record is from RefSeq and is a predicted model, not a curated record.